AUGGGCGAAUUUUUCUUUAACAUCGAUCACGGCUACCUCGAGGCGCUGAUCCGGGGAUUUAAGUCCGGCAUCUUGACCCAAUCCGAUUACGCCAAUUUGGUUCAAUGCGAAACGCUUGAGGAUCUGAAACUCCACGUGCAAUCGACCGAUUACGGAAACUUCUUGGCCAACGAGCCUGGAGCGAUCACGGUACAAGUGAUCGACGAGCGAUUGAAGGAAAAACUCGUCACCGAGUUCACCCAUUUGAGGAACAAUGCGCUCGAGCCGUUGGCCACGUUUUUGGAUUACAUCACAUACGCCUACAUGAUCGACAACAUCGUUUUGUUAAUCACCGGCACUCUUCAUCAACGCCCAAUCGCGGAGCUCAUCUCAAAAUGUCAUCCACUUGGAUCCUUUGAGCAGAUGGAAGCCAUUCACAUCGCGUCUACCCCAGCCGAGCUCUACAAUGCCGUUCUUGUCGAUACACCACUUGCGAACUAUUUCGUGGAUUGCAUUAACGAGCAAGAUUUGGACGAGAUGAAUGUGGAGAUCAUUCGAAACACUCUCUACAAAGCGUACAUCGAGGAUUUCUACAAAUUCUGCGAAGGACUCGGUGGGAAAACCGCCGAAGUGAUGUGCGACAUUUUGGCGUUCGAAGCCGAUCGUCGAGCGAUUAUCAUCACGAUCAACUCGUUUGACACCGAAUUGAGCAAGGAUGAUCGAGAGAAAUUGUAUCCACGAUGCGGAAAAUUGUAUCCAGAAGGUUUGGCCGGUCUUGCUCGUGCCGAUGACUAUGAUCAAGUGAAAGCCGUCUGUGAAUACUAUUCGGAUUACAAGUUACUAUUCGAAGGCACCGGUUCGAAUCCCGGCGACAAGACGCUCGAAGAUAAAUUCUUUGAACACGAGGUAAAACUCAACGUGCACGCGUAUCUCCAUCAAUUCCACUUUGGCGUCUUCUACGCGUUCAUUAAAUUGAAAGAACAAGAGAUGCGAAACAUUAUCUGGAUUGCCGAGUGUAUCUCUCAACGACAUCGUGCCAAGAUCGACAACUACAUCCCGAUCCUG
This is a messenger RNA of Mesorhabditis belari, 1044 nucleotides long. The record is from the annotation of a GenBank genome assembly. Lineage: Eukaryota; Metazoa; Nematoda; Chromadorea; Rhabditida; Rhabditidae.